Molecule: messenger RNA, 2912 nt
Organism: Cicer arietinum (chickpea)
Lineage: Eukaryota; Viridiplantae; Streptophyta; Magnoliopsida; Fabales; Fabaceae
Product: FT-interacting protein 1-like
Source: RefSeq, a predicted model, not a curated record
GCUAUUGCAUGAGUUUGAGAAACAACAUUUGUGAAAGAUUACUUAUAUAUCAAUUUACUCUCUCUAGUUUCUCAUUUGUAAAAGAGAAACAACAAAAUACCAUAAAAGUUGCAAUUGCACCAUCAAGGUUCACUUCAAAGACACAAAGAUGAGUUCUACUAAAAAAGACUCAAAACCAAACCAAGAUGAUUACAAGCUAAAAGACACAAAACCAGAGCUAGGAGAAAAAUGGCCACAUGGAGGACAAAGAGGUGGCACUGGUUGGAUCUACACAGAGAGAGCAACAAGCACCUACGAUCUCGUAGAACAAAUGUUCUAUCUCUACGUUCGUGUUGUUAAAGCCAAAGAGUUACCACCAAACCCUGUCACAGGAAACGUUGACCCUUAUGUUGAAGUCAAAGUUGGCAACUACAAAGGCAAAACAAGACACUUUGAGAAGAAAACAAACCCUGAAUGGAAACAAGUUUUUGCAUUCUCAAAGGAAAAGAUACAAUCUUCAAUCGUUGAAGUUUUUGUUAGAGACAAAGAAAUGGUAGCUAGAGAUGAUUACAUUGGUAAAGUUGAGUUUGACAUGCAUGAAGUUCCAACAAGAGUUCCACCUGAUAGCCCUUUAGCUCCUCAAUGGUAUAGGCUUGAGAAUUUGAGAGGUGAAACAAGAACAAGAGGUGAAGUUAUGUUAGCUGUUUGGAUUGGAACACAAGGUGAUGAAGCUUUUCCUGAGGCUUGGCAUUCAGAUUCUGCUUCUGUUAAAGGUGAAGGUGUUUAUAAUGUAAGAUCAAAGGUUUAUGUUAAUCCUAAACUUUGGUAUUUAAGAGUUAAUGUUAUUGAAGCUCAAGAUGUUGAGUCUCAUGAUAAAAGCCAACCACCCCAAGUUUUUGUUAAAGCUCAAGUUGGUCAACAAGUGCUUAAAACUAAGCUUUGUCCAACAAAAACAACAAAUCCUAUGUGGAAUGAAGAUCUUGUGUUUGUAGCAGCUGAACCAUUUGAAGAACAGCUUGUGUUGACUUUGGAGAAUAAGGCUAGUCCCGGAAAAGACGAGGUUGUGGCCAAGUUAAAGCUUCCGUUGAACGAAUUCGAGAUUCGGAUGGAUCAUCGGCCAGUACAUUCGCGAUGGUUUAACGUGGAGAGGUUCGGAUUCGGUGUUCUUGAAGGCGAUAAAGGGAAUGAACUUAAAUUCUCAAGUAGGAUUCAUUUAAGAGUUUGUCUUGAAGGUGCUUAUCAUGUUCUUGAUGAAUCAACAAUGUAUAUUAGUGAUACAAGACCAACUGCUAGACAAUUAUGGAAGCAACCAAUUGGGAUACUUGAAGUUGGAAUUUUGAGUGCUCAAGGACUUCAAUCUAUGAAAACAAACACUGGAGGAAAAGGGUCAACAGAUUCAUAUUGUGUAGCAAAAUAUGGAAUGAAAUGGGUUAGAACAAGAACAAUCACAGAGAGUUUGAAUCCAAAAUGGAAUGAACAAUACACAUGGGAAGUUCAUGAUCCUUGUACUGUCAUAACUUUUGGUGUUUUUGAUAAUUGUCAUUUAGGUGGAAAUUCUCAACAACCAAGUGGUGCUAAAAUCAAUGAUUCAAGGAUUGGUAAGGUGAGAAUUCGUUUAUCAACUUUAGAAAUGGAUAGAAUCUACACAAAUUCAUAUCCAUUACUUGUUCUAAAACCUUCUGGUUUAAAGAAAAUGGGUGAACUUCAAUUAGCAAUACGUUUCACAUGUCUUUCAUUAGCUCAUAUAAUUUACCUUUAUGGACACCCUUUACUCCCUAAAAUGCAUUACUUGCAUCCAUUCACUGUGAAUCAAUUAGAUAGUUUAAGAUACCAAGCUAUGAACAUUGUAGCAGUGAGACUAGGAAGAGCAGAACCACCUCUUAGAAAAGAAGUUGUUGAAUACAUGCUUGAUGUUGAUUCACACAUAUGGAGUUUAAGAAGAAGCAAAGCAAAUUUCUUUAGAAUAGUUUCACUUUUCUCAGGCUUAAUAUCUAUGAGUAAAUGGCUUGGUGAAGUUCAAAAGUGGAAGAAUCCAGUGACAACAAUUUUAGUUCAUGUUCUAUUUUUCAUCUUGAUAUGUUAUCCAGAAUUGAUCCUACCAACUAUUUUCCUCUACAUGUUUCUCAUUGGAAUAUGGAACUUUAGGAAAAGACAAAGACACCCUCCACAUAUGGAUACAAAAAUUUCAUGGGCUGAAGCAGCACAUGCAGAUGAAUUAGAUGAAGAGUUUGAUACUUUUCCAACUUCUAAAGCACAGGAUGUUGUGAAAAUGAGGUAUGAUAGGCUUAGGAGUGUAGCAGGGAGAAUACAAACUGUGGUUGGUGAUAUUGCAACACAAGGUGAGAGGUUUCAAGGUUUGCUUAGUUGGAGAGACCCAAGAGCAACAUUUUUGUUUGUGAAUUUUUGUCUUGUUACUGCUGUGGGAUUGUAUGUUACACCUUUUAAGAUGGUUAUUUCCAUUGCUGGGAUUUAUUGGCUAAGGCAUCCUAAGUUUAGAAGCAAGUUGCCUUCUGUGCCUAGUAAUUUCUUCAAGAGGUUGCCUUCUUGUGCUGAUAGCAUGCUUUGAAGAUUCAAGUUGGGAUCGCAAUUCCCUACAAUAUCGAGUAUAUGCAGUUUCACACAAUAGUUAAUAUCAACUGUUGAUUUCAGAUUAGACAAUUGAGAUCAUAAAGUCAGUUUUACUUUUGAAACAAUUUCAAAUGUCGAUCUAAAUUAUAUGUUUGAGACUUGUAACUCCGUUACGUAGUUACAAUAGGGAAUCCAAUUCCUAAUUGAUACACAAGAAGAUUUGAUGGAACUUUUUUGUUUGUUUGUUUGUUGUUUUUUUUUUUGGUAUUAGUUAAUUGUGGAUUCUUUACUUUUGGUGGGUACACUACACAUUUAUCAUUGGCUUUUCCUUUGUUAUGAAAUUUUUAAUUAUGAUUAUUGUGUUA